Molecule: messenger RNA, 3922 nt
Organism: Suncus etruscus (white-toothed pygmy shrew)
Lineage: Eukaryota; Metazoa; Chordata; Mammalia; Eulipotyphla; Soricidae
Gene: NCAPH
Product: non-SMC condensin I complex subunit H
Exons: 27
Coding region: 50-3922 (1290 amino acids)
Biological process (GO): mitotic chromosome condensation
Cellular component (GO): condensin complex
Molecular function (GO): DNA binding; chromatin binding
Source: RefSeq, a predicted model, not a curated record
CCGCGUCCGCGCGCAAUUUAAAUUCUGCUCUUGCUUCCAAUUCGGAAAGAUGGGCCCUCCGAGCAGAGCCUCAAUCAGUAACUCUUCAAAGACCCAUGUGCAGACCCCGAGUAUCUCAUCACCUGGAGAGCGGUUGUUCUCUCUGCCCCGGAAGACCCCUCUCAGUGCUCCCAGCACUCCAGUCCUUGAUGAUUUCCCUCAGAAUGAUGAUGAGAAGGAGCGUAUGCAACGGAGGCGUUCCAAGGUCUUUGAUCUGCAGUUCAGCACAGAUUCACCCCAUCUUCUGGCCUCCCCAUCCAACAGGACCACUGACAUUUCGACUUCCGUUCCUAAAUUUACAAACACACAGAUUACAGAGCAUUAUUCCACCUGUAUCAAACUGUCCACUGAAAACAAAAUCACUACCAAGAAUGCAUUUGGCUUGCACUUGAUUGAUUUUAUGUUAGAUAUUCUGAAACAAAAAGAUGCCGAACCAACCAACUUUAAAGUGGCGGCUGGCACACUAGAUGCCAGCACCAAGAUCUAUGCUGUGCGCGUAGAUGCUGUUCAUGCUGAUGUGUACAGAGUUUUGGGAGGACUGGGCAAAGAAGCAGCGUCUCCAGAAGAAGGAGAGAGCCACGUUGCAGAUGGAAGUGCUACUGAAACAGGAACUGCCAAAAAGCCUCCGAAACCAAAGAAGAAGCACUCAUACAAAACCAUUGAACAGAAUAUAAAUAACCUCAAUGUCUCUGAAGCAGAUCGAAAAUGUGAGAUUGAUCCCAUGUUCCAGAAAACUGCAGCCUCAUUUGAUGAGUGUAGCACUGCCGGGGUAUUUCUCUCCACCCUCCACUGUGAAGAUUAUAGAAGCGAAUUGCUUUUUCCUUCUGAUGCCCAGACUCUCUCAGCAGAACCUCUCGAAUUAUUACCAGAUUUGGGAUGGGUAGAAAUGACAGACUUAAAAAGCACCUUGCAGCUGUGUACGGAAGACAACCCUAUCUGCCCUUCACUUGCUGGUUUCCAGUUUACUCAAUGGGACAGUGAGAUGCACAAUGAGUCUGUGUCAGCCCUGGUAGACAAGUUUAAGAAGAAUGACCAGGUGUUUGAUGCCGACGCUGAGGUGGAGGAAAGUGACUACAGGGACUUCGCUGAGGGGCCGCUGGAUGAUGACUUUGAUGCCCAUGAUGAUCCUGACCACACCACGCCUGGGGACCAUACAGAGUUCAGAAGCUGGAAGGAGCUCUCUCAAGUCCAGAGCUGCCAGGAAGAUGGGAUUUCCCUUGGAGAUGGAGAUAUUAGGACGAUGUGCCCUCUUCUGUCCUCAAAACCCGGAGAAUAUUCCUAUUUUAGUCCCCGUACCAUGUCCAUGUGGGCUGGCCCAGAACACUGGCGUUUUCGACCACGACACAAACCAGCCACCUUACAAAUAGAGAACAAAAAGAAAAACCCGAAGAAAGAUUUUGAAAUCAACUUUGAUGAUGAUAUUGACUUUGACACAUAUUUUAUAAAAACAAAGGCAGCUACUGUUCUCACCAAGUCCACAUUGGAGAACCAGAACUGGAGGUCAACCACUCUCCCUACUGAUUUCCACUAUGAAAUAGAUCACCUUGUUCAGCUGUACCUGAAACCGGGAACCAAGUUUCUCAAGGUGGCCCCAAGACAGAAGGCAGAAAGUGAGCAUUAUGAAGAGAUUGAAGACUAUGAUUAUAACAACCCUAAUGAUACCUCCAACUUUUGCCCUGACUUACAGGCUGCCGACAGUGAUGAAGAGUCGAGUAACUUGUUCGUGGGACCAACAGGGCCCUUUGACCUCACCACAUGCCCUCCUCCUAAACUAACACAAGAGAACAUGGAACCUGAAGUCCCAGGAUUAGAUAUCACCACUUACAGGGAAUCAAACCUGGUUGCUGAGCCACAAAAGGUAAAUAAAAUUGAAAUUCACUAUGCCAAGACUGCCAAAAAGAUGGACAUGAAGAGGUUGAAGCAGAAUAUGUGGCAUUUGCUGACAGAGUUGCCCAAGCCAGUGGACACUGAGGAAAACCACAGUGACACUGGAAAAGAAGAGGACCUGGUUCAUGUGGAUAAAAGGAUGCUCAGUGGACUCACCAAGGACCUGCGGAAGAGCCUGCCUCCCCUCAUGGCUCAGAACCUCUCUAUCCCCCUGGCCUUUGCCUGUCUCCUCCACUUAGCCAACGAAAAGGUAGGUCGAACUGGUAAGUGGAGAGUAUUCUCCGCUCAGGGGCCCCUGCCUGUGAUUUUUGUUCCCCCUUCCCUAGGUGACAUGUUAGGGCUGUCUGCAAUCCAGAACCUCCAACUCCAGGAAGCACAAAGCACUUUCACCUCCUUGGGUAUCAAAGGCUCGAGGCAGAUCCUGCCUAAGUCCAACUCCAAAAAUACUUGUGAUGAUGGACUCUGGGGCCCUGCUGAGUUCCAGAAGUAUGUCUGGAACAUAUAUCUGGAGACUGUCCUGGGAGGGGAGCUUGAUUUCUCAGUCCUCUGUGCUGUGACUACUGAGUCCCCACACUUGGCCCAGUCUUCCAGGGCCAAGGGAGGUGAAUUAGGGUCCAGUAAGGUCCAAUCUGGGGCCUUGACUGAUGUUUCCUGCCUAGUGGGAGCCACCUCAGAAGACAAGCUGUGGAAGAGCCUGUUCUUACAGAGACCUGUGCCCAUCCUUGUUCACCCUCCCAGAGCGGGCCUGUGUGGGCGGAGCCUAAGCGAGGCGGGGCGGGGCCGCGGGGAGGCGGCAGGCGGCCGCGCGGCAAUCCUGCAGCUGCAGGACGGCGGGUGCCGAGUCGGAGUGGAGUGCGAGUGCGGCUUCAACGAGGGUCUCCGGCGGCGGAGGCGGAGGCGGCGGCGGCGGCAACAGCCGCGGGACCGCGCCGGGCCAUGGGUAAGCGAGCGGCAGAGCCAGGGCGGGUCCCCCGGUGGGGCCGAGGGCUCAGGGGUGCCAGCAGCGCCGGGUCUCCCUCUGCCCGACUCCGGGGCUUGGAGCGGGACCCGAGAUGGACUCGGGACGAGCCGGGCCUGGCUUGGCACGCCGGCGGCGGCCUCUGCGCCCGGCUGGGGCCGGCUCUCGGUCUUGGAGAAAAGGCAAAGGCAGAAAGGAAAAAGAAAGUCUCGGCGGAGCCGGGGCUUCCCGGGCGUGCAUCUCGAAACUCUCGGUGCCGCCUGCACUGCAACGUCCCGGCCCUCGCGCCCUCCGGAGGGGCGCUUCCUGCCGCGGGUUCUUUCCAUCUCGGAAUGGGCCCGGCUCGGCUCCCCUCGAUGUGGAGUGUGGAGUGUGGUGACAGCUGUCAUCCGCAGCGUCUCAGCCCGGCCCUGUCCCAUCCCGGCCUUGCUGCGAACGAUACCACCUGGUCCCCGAAUUUACAGUAGAUCAGCCGCUUCAAAAGCUGUCUUUGUUCAUCUCCAGCGAGGCAACGAGAAACUUAAGCCAACAACCUCAGGCGAGGAGGUGGGGCUGGAGCUGGGGGUUGUUACUGAGACUGCUGUCAGCAUUACUGUCAUCAUUGAAGCAGGGUUCCCAGAUCUGAGGAUUGAAUUUGACUUUGAUGGGAAUUCGAGAGUGGAAUGGAAUCAGCUCCCAAACACAGGCGGGACCUGGGCACCUCCAGUUAAAGGGAAAAGGAGAUCCUCAGAGGAAGGUGACCCCCAAGACCCAUCUGAAUCCCCUAAGCUUCAUGAUGAGCAGAACAGGAGCCAGAGCCUGGUCCAGCUGGAGGACUCCCCUGAGGCAGGCGGGGAGCGGGAGGAGGAGCAGGCCUUCCUGGUCAGCCUCUACAAGUUCAUGAAGGAGCGACACACGCCCAUCGAGAGGGUGCCCCAUCUUGGCUUCAAGCAGAGCCCAGGGAAGUCUGGGAACCCACAGUGGCUUUAUUGCUGUGAGCUGCUCCACUCCCACCUCCCUGCAGAGCCUGACAUGGCCCUGCCCUCUCUUUCCAGUUAA